Verticillium alfalfae VaMs.102 is the source of this 1461-nucleotide messenger RNA. RefSeq names its product polyamine transporter 3. The coding region runs from base 1 to 1461 and encodes 486 amino acids. The transcript is spliced from 5 exons. NCBI's taxonomy places the organism in Eukaryota, Fungi, Ascomycota, Sordariomycetes, Glomerellales, Plectosphaerellaceae. Gene Ontology annotation, molecular function: transmembrane transporter activity. The record is from RefSeq and is a predicted model, not a curated record. Gene Ontology annotation, biological process: transmembrane transport.
AUGUCUCAGAGUAACGAAUAUCAAAGCACUAGGGAUGUCGUUGAGGCCGUUCGGCAUCCUGACCCAGCGGGCGCAGACGCCAAAACUCCCGGCGAGCGACCAAGGCAAAGUCUCGAGGAGAAAGAGAUGCACAAUGGCCUGCCAUGCACAUCCGGAGAAGACGAAGAGAAGACAAUAGUAUCAUGGGAAGACGACGAUCCUGAAAACCCCUAUAACUGGUCCAGCACUAGAAAGCUCCUCAUCUUGCUCCUCACCAUGAUGCUCAUCAUCAAUAGCACCAUGGGAUCGGCUUUGCCAUCCAAUGCCAUCCCGUAUAUAUCGGAACAGUGGAACAUUGCUUCGCCGCAAGGCCAGAUCCUGCCCAUCUGCGUUUUCAUGAUCGGCUACUUCUUCGGACCCAUCCUCUGGGGGCCUCUGAGUGAACACUUUGGCCGCCGCAUCAUCACCAACGUGACUUUCAUUCUGUUCACCGUAUGGACGUUAGCUUGCGCUCUCGCGCCCAAUUUUGCGGCGCUGAAUGUGUUCCGUCUCUUUGUUGGCGUCUUCGCUAGCGCUCCGAUAGCUGUCGUUCCGGGCAUCAUGGCGGACAUAUACGGAAACCACGAGACUCGCGGCCGUGCUAUGUCGUUCUUCAUGGCUACUACCUGCUUCGGACCUCUCUUCGCCCCCAUCAUCUCAGGCUAUUGCUCGCCGUCUAUCGGCUGGCGGUGGACUUUCUGGAUCGGGCUCAUCUACGCCGGUGCUACCUUGAUUCCUCUCCUCCUUUCCCGAUCAUCUUCAACACGCUCUACGGUCUCGGACCCCGGCCCCACGGGUCUCGCAUUACUCCCCAUCGGCGGCGGCUCUCUCCUCAACCUCCCCUUCUUCUUCGCCUACGACCCGACCCUGACGCGCCUCCGCCGGCGCCAUCCCGCCCUUCGCAAAGAAGAAGUACGCCGCCUUCCCCUCGCCUGCGUCGGCGGGCCCCUCUUUGUAGCCUCCCUCUUCUGGCUCGGCUUCACCGCCCGCCCCUCCCUUCCCUUCUGGGUCCCCAUGCUCGCCGGCCUCCCCUUUGGCGCGGGCUUCAUGCUGAUCUUCAUGGCGCUCCUCAACUACCUCACGGACGCCUACGAAUCCUUUGCCGCGUCCGCCAACGCCGCCGCCUCCAUGGCCCGGUCCUUCCUCGCCGUCGUCCUGCCCCUCGCCACGCGGCCGCUGUUCGACCGCCUCGGUGUCGCGGGCGCGUGCGCCCUGCUCGGCGGCCUGAGUGCCGUCAUGGUGCCGAUCCCGUUUAUUUUCAUAUGGAAGGGGGACCGCAUACCCGCGGCGUCACCGUUUUGCAUUGCGCUUAGACAGCAAGAGGAUGAGAGGGAGCGGGAGGCCGAUUGGCGCCGGCGAAGGCGGGAGCAAGCUGCUGCUGCUGCUGCCGCUGCCGCCGCCGAAGAUGCGCGACAGGCGUCGCCAAGGGGUGCGGGCGUUUGA